AUGCCGUUGGUGCUGGAGGUUCUUUGUGGGAGACACUUCUUUGUGCAGAACCCAAAUUGCUUCUGCAAGUUCACUUAUGGCGGUCAGGAAUACAGCACAGACGCAGACCAGGGGGCUACGAAUCCAAAGUGGCAGAAGAACAAGUUUCAGGUGGAGUAUACAGGCGGCACUCUUGAGAUUGACUUCGAAGUGAUGAACCGCUUGAGCCGACAGGAGAGCAUCAAGAUUGCCUCUGUGACCAUUCAAUGGCAUCACUUUCUACCUGGCUUGCGGAAGGUGGAGGAUUACAUCAUGGCGACGAGAGAGGAGGGCGUCAAGGAGACGGCCGCGAUCCGGGUGGCCGCCACGCUGAUCCCGGAGGGGAUCACCGGAGAACCGGCCAGGGAGAAGCCCAAUUGCAAAGGGCUCUUCAUCGGGUGUAGCUAUCCCAAGACCUCCAUGGCGUUGGGACACUGUGCCGAAGAUGCCUACAAGAUCAAGGAAUAUCUCUGCGAGAAGUGGGGAUUCAUCAAUGAUUCGGAGCAUGUGAGGGUUCUCAUGGAUCUGGGCGACACCUCUGAAAGCACCAUGCCAACGAAGAGCAACAUCCGAGACUCCAUCAGCUGGCUGGUGCAUGAGGCAGUGCCAGGAGACAGCCUUUUGUUCUUCUUCAGUGGCCAUGGAACACAAGUACCCAACUUCCAGGACGACGAGAAGGACGGCAAGAACGAGGCCAUCGUGCCAGUGGACGUGGAUGAGUCGGGGCCGCUGAUCGACGACGAGUUGCACGAGCUCUUGGUGAAGCCCUUAGCUGCCGGGGUGCGCUUGACCUGUUUGUUAGACUGCUGCCAUGCGGGCACUGGACUGGAUCUGGCUUAUCGAUGGAGCCCCUACAUGGAAAAGGGCACCAAGGAGGAAUGGGAGGGGAAAUGGCAAGUGGACAAGGGGGGCUUUUAUGCCGAUGCGGACGUGAUUUGUAUCUCUGGAUGUGAUGAUAAUCAAGUGUCCGUGGGCAAUGACGCCUUAGCGAUGGGCCCUGCCAGUCCCAUGCAAGCGGGAUUUCCCGUGGGAAUGUUUCUGGCCUCCUUCUGUGUCGCGUUAGAAGUGCAUGAGACGCAGUGCAAAAUGAAUUGGAUGGAAAUGAUGGACAUCGUGAUGCAGGACUUCCACUUCAAGCAAGAGCCGCAACUCUCCAGUAGCCAACGCUUCGAUCUCCAUCGUGAGUUCAGCUUCCACGACAGCAUCCCCAACAGCAACGAACGCACGGGUGCCGUGGGUCGUGAGGCGGCCGAGGCGGAGGGUGGGUCGCUCUACCGGGCGCGGAAUUUGUUGGCCACGGAGGACUUCGCGGCCACGAAUGCCUGUCAAAUGAUGCAGGCCUUGGGUGUCGUCCGACCGGAGGACCUCGAAGACUUGAAGAAGCAUGGCCAAUGGCCGCCCCCCCAGGUGUCGUUGGAGGAGUUACAAGAGAUCAAGCUCACGAAGAGGAUGGCACGUUGGGCCGAACCGGGCAUGAUGGUCGUGCCGAAGCGGCCGUGA
Messenger RNA from Durusdinium trenchii, 1518 nucleotides. NCBI's taxonomy places the organism in Eukaryota, Dinophyceae, Suessiales, Symbiodiniaceae. The record is from the annotation of a GenBank genome assembly.